GUUUGAUAAUAAGUACUUACAUCCACCUACAAGUUACAACUUUGGUCUUUGAUUACAGUGUCCGUCCGUCAUUAAUUGAAUAGGUAGUAAUAAUAAUAAAUAAUAAUUAUAUAAUUUAUAGAUUUCUUAUUAUUAGUUUCUUUUCCUAGCAUUAAUUAUUGAUUAAAUUGCGUAUAAUAAAUAAAUUGUAUUAAAAAUAAAUUAUUCGUAAGCAUUUAUUUACAUACGUUAGUAUUACGCAAUUUGUCUCAAUACUCAGUACUUUAUACUUAUGUGGUUAAAUACCCACUUAUUCUAUGAUAGUACCCAAUUUGAUAUAUUUAGUUUUCCUUUUCAAAUAAAUUCAGAUGCAUCAAAUAGCUUGUAAACGUGUAAAUAACGAAGUACAAAUAUUUUAAUAAUGACACAAAUAACCGAUUUGGAAGCUUUGUCAAUAUACAAGUAAGAACUUAUUGUACAUUACUUAACCAUGCUGUUUUGAUACCUAUAUUAAAAUACUUAGUACUACAAUAAAAUAUGUCCAUAUUUAUUUUAGAGGGUGUUCUUUUUGGAGUUGGUUCUCUUGGAGUUCAAUGUCGUGGAAAUAUUUACAAGAAGCUGAACGAAAAUUACUAGCAUGUACAUUAUGCAAUUUAUCUAUAAUUUAUUUUAGUGCUUAAAGUAUGCAAUUUUUUUUAGAUGUUAAAUCAUCAUAUCGAACACGGUACGUUAACCUAGGCCCUGUUGUUGAGCAAGAAGAUAAAAUAUGGACCCUUGAAGUAAACACUGAUAAACGUGAAACACCAAUUGUUUUAUUACAUGGUUUUGCUGCUGGUAUUGGACUUUGGUGUAUGAAUAUUGACCAAAUAUCUAAUAACUGUAGACCAGUAUAUGCUAUGGAUUUAUUGGGAUUCGGUCGUAGUUCUAGACCACAAUUUAGUAAAGAUCCAGAACAAGUUGAAGUGCAAUAUGUGAAUGCUAUUGAAAAAUGGAGAUCAGAAAUUAAACUUGAUAAAUUUAUUCUUUUAGGUCAUAGUUUUGGGGGCUAUUUAGCUACUGCUUAUUCUAUUCAACAUCCUGAAAGGUAUAGUCACUAAUUCUAUUCUUACAUAGGUAAUUCAUUUUAUAAUUCACAAUUGUAUUAUUUAUUUAGAGUUCACCAUCUAAUACUUGCUGAUCCUUGGGGAUUUCCUGAAGAAAAUAAAGAUAUUAAAAACAAAAUUCCUUGGUGGGCCAAAGGAAUAUUCUAUGCUCUUAAAUCUUUAAAUCCAUUGUGGCCCGUACGAUUUGCUGGACCUUAUGGUAAAUUGUGAUUUAAGAAAACUAGUUUUUUUAAAAUUACCUACUUACCCUUAAAAAUAAAAAUAUAGUAGUAAUCAAGCAAAGUGUUAAAAAACACUGUUGUGAUUUUAUAUGUUAUGCAUAUUAUUUAAAAUUGAAUUAGCUAGUUACGUGCAUAACUGACAACGGUUUAUCAAUGUGGUUCAAAAUAAAAACUGUUUGGUCUAAAUUAUCUACACAAACAAAUAGUACAUUCCACAUGAAAGAUUCAAAAGUGUUAUUUUGUUUCCUGAAUAAUUGUGAUUGAUCAUUUUGUAAAUUUUGAAUGUUAUUAUUUAUAUGACAUCAUAAUAUAUAUUUUGUAUUUUGACACCAGUUAUAACUUCAAAUGUUGUAUGUAACAUAUUGAACCACUACAAAAAAAAAAAAAUAAUAAUAAUAAUAGGUUUUGAAAUUUAAGAAUGGUUUGUAUAAUCAUUUGUUAAUAUUAAAGGUCAAUGGUUGGUUACAAAUUUACGAUCUGAUGUAUUAAAAAAGUAUGAACCAGUUCUUGGAGAACAAUCCAUUGUGGUUGGAGAGUAUAUAUUCCAAUGCAAUUCUCAACGUGCUACGUAAGAUUUUAAUUUGUAUAUACCAUUUCUAUAUUCAUGUUUCAUAAUUUCUUAUUUAAAUAAAUAAUAAAGAUAAAAUUAAGUAAUUUAAAUUAGUAUUGUAAGGUCAUAAAAGACUUUUUUAAAAUACUAAUUUAUAAAAGAAAGAAAUUAUAAAAAUAUUUAUUUCCAUAUUAUUUAUAAUUUAUUUAGUUAAAUUUAUUUUAGAGGUGAAAGUGCUUUUAUUUCACUAGUUACUGGAUUUGGUUGGGCCAAAAAUCCAAUGAUUAAACGUUUAGAGUAUUUAGAUAAAAGAGUGCCUAUUACAUUCAUUUAUGGAAAAAAUACUUGGAUGGAUAAAAGUGUUGGUGAAAUUGUUAAAAAAGAAAGGGCAAAUUCUUUUGUACAUAUUGAAGUAAAUAUUGAAGUAUUAUAAAUGUAAUUUUCAUAAAUCAAAACUGAAUAUUAAUUUUUGUGCAUAGACAAUUCCUAAUGCUGGACAUCAUGUUUUUGCUGAUCAAUUUGAAGAAUUUAAUAAAAUAGUUGAUAAAAUAUGCCAAGAAAAAGUGAUAGAAAUUGACGAGUAGUGAUUAAGCCUGCUUUAAAUAAUUAAUGAUAUUGAAAAACUUGUACAUUUGUAUGAUAUAUACAUAUAUUGCACUAUUUAAAAACUAUAAAAUAAAAGAUCUUAUAUAUUUUUCUUUAUAUUAUUUUAUUUAAUCAUCACAGAUCAUCAUCUGAUUCCAUUUGUUUUACCCCACUCAUCAACAAAAAUUUAUCAAUUUUAUCAGUAGAAUCUUCAUCCAUAUAGGUAGUGUAUGGUUCUAAUGUUCCACUUUUUCUUUUUGUCAUGCGCUCUGUUAUUGUGUCCAAUCGUCCUUUAAGUUUUAAGAGUUUCCAAUGAUACGACGAUAUAUUUUGUAUGGGUUCCAACAAAUUUAUUGCUUCAUGUAAUGAAGAAUCUUUUAUUGUUUCCAUCUAUAUUUUAUAAAGACAAAUAAAUUAAAAACAAACAAACAUAAGUACUUUGCACGAUGGGUGGGUCAUUGUUUUAGGUGAGAAGUUUGGAUAUACAUGUUUUGAAAGGCCAAAGUAUUUAUGAUUUUUACUAUGGAAACUUGAGAAAAUGACUCCUAAAGUAUCACCCUAGUCAAAUUUCCUUUCAGAUAAGGUGCUACACUUGAAAAUCUGAGCAACAUUUAUGGUAGAAAAGUUGUUCACAGAAAAAAAAAAUAUAUGUAUAAACAAACAUCAUUGUAAAACC
Messenger RNA from Cinara cedri, 3114 nucleotides. Lineage: Eukaryota; Metazoa; Arthropoda; Insecta; Hemiptera; Aphididae. The record is from the annotation of a GenBank genome assembly.